Messenger RNA from Ochotona princeps (American pika), 1883 nucleotides. It is a transcript of the gene FAM124A, whose product is annotated as family with sequence similarity 124 member A. Bases 146 to 1768 code for a protein of 540 amino acids. The record is from RefSeq and is a predicted model, not a curated record. NCBI's taxonomy places the organism in Eukaryota, Metazoa, Chordata, Mammalia, Lagomorpha, Ochotonidae. The transcript has 4 exons.
GCGACUGCCGCGGGUGCCCGAGUUGUUUGCGGGAGCCGAGCUGCGAGACGCUCGGAGGGAGCCGGGCCGGCCUGGGAGGCCCAGAGAGCGCGCACCCCGGAUCACGCCCGGCACCUGCGAGCGGAGCGUGGUCGGGAAGCGCACCAUGGACCCGAAAGCGGGCGGCGGCGGCGAGGAGGACGACUGCGCGGACUCCGGCGCCGAAACCGGAGGGUCUGACUACAGCCACCUGUCCUCCACCAGCAGUGAGCUUUCGGCGGAAGAGGCGCAGGACCCUUUUCUGGUCAGCAUCCACAUUAUCGCGGACCCAGGGGAGUCACAGCCCCUGCAGGAGGCUAUCGACAAGGUGCUGGCGUGGAUCCACCCGGACCUGCCGCUGUUUCGGGUGUCAGAGCGGCGGGCACGCAGGCGGCGGCGGAAGUCUCCGAAGGGCGCACAGCCGGCGCUGGCCGUGGUGCUGUUCCUACAGGAGGAGUAUGGCGAGGAGCAGAUCCUACAGCUGCACCGCACGCUGCAGCGACCACCCUGGCGCCACCACCACACAGAGCGUGUGCACGGCCGGUUUUUGCCCUACCUGCCGUGCAGCCAGGACUUCUUCACACUGGCGCCAGGGACCCCACUCUGGGCCAUCCGGCCGGUGCACUACGGCAAGGAAAUCGUACGCUUCACCAUCUACUGCCGCCACGACAGCUAUGCCGACAGCCUGCGCUUCUAUGAGCUGAUUCUUCGCCGGAGCCCCAGCCAGAGGAAAACUGACUUCUGCAUCUUCCCCGUCUUCUCCAACCUGGACGUGGACAUCCAGUUCUCCUUGAAGAGGCUGCCCUGUGACCAGAGUCCCAUCCCCACUGAUUCUUCCUUGCUGGAGUUCCGAGUGAAGGACAUGGGUGAACUGGUGCCCCUGCUGCCCAACCCUUGUAGUCCCAUCAGUGAGGGGCGCUGGCAAACGGAGGACCAUGAUGGAAACAAGAUCUUGCUGCAGGUACCAAGGGCACACAGGAAGUCUUCCAAACCUGGCCAAGUGCACAACUCUGACAAGACGACUCGUUCCAGUCCUUUGCCAAGUGCCACUUCCCAAAGUCAUGGCAGCAUCCUGCAGGCCCCAAUUGACAGUCCGCUCCCGGGGCCCAGCUGGAUGCACCUGCCUCCCCAACGCCAACAGGAACUUGCCAACCCAGCCAGCAGCCCCCAAGGCCCUCCCUGGUGCUUCCAGAGAAGCAAAUCAUUGUUCUGUUUGCCCACAGAUGGCCCCUCACCAGCCUCCUCCUCUGAACCACAGUGGCUUUCCAGUAAAGGGCCCAGGGCAUCAGAGCGGAGGCAUAGCCAACCUUUCUCCAUCGACGACUUGGAGGGGGCCCAGGAAACAGAUGUAGACACAGGCCUACGGCUGUCCUCCUCAGACCUGUCUGUGGUCUCCGCGUAUUCUGCACCCAGUCGGUUCUGCAACACGGCAGAGAUGCCAGUCCCCUCUGAAAGCUGCAGCAGCCACUGGCCAAGGCAUGAGGAGUCCAGGGAGGGACUACUCCAUGCUGUCAGCAAGGCCACCACGGGGGUUUCCUGGGUCUCUGUCCCUUUCUUUAGCACAGGUUCUUCCAGCUCCUCAGUGACAGCUGGUGCUGCUGCCCCAGAUGCAAGCACUUCCUCACUUCCCAGGUCACCCCCAGAACACCCCUGUGAUGCUCCCCAACUCACACAGACUGGCAGAACCAUGCCACCUCUCCCAGUGUUGGCUGAUCCUGGGGAAAACGACGUGGAAGAAUUCUACAUCUGAACGCCUCCAUUGUGGUUUUCCAGACACAUCAGUGUCCUCAGCCCCACACCCCAGGUCUGUCUGGAAUCUAAUUAUCUCCUGCCUGGGAACCAUAAGCACAUUUGCCAUGCCCUCC